GGUCAACUCGACCCAAUACAACGUUCUAUAUAUUAUUAUCUGACUUCAAUUAAAUGUGCAAGACCGCCAAGAAUUGUUAUUGUUACCUAUCGUUUGUUUAUACUAAAGCAAAAUAUCUAAUAAGCAAUAAUUCAUAAUUAGAACAAUUGUAUAUAUAACUAAAACUCCGAAUUACCCAGACAGACUUUACAUAGUUCCUGUUGUAAUUUUUUUCGCUCUCAAAAUGCACAUUAAACGAAUAAUUUUUGCCAUAUUUCUUCAAGUUAAAGUGUCUCUAAGUCAGAAAGACUUCAGCCAAGUUUUUCCCGAAAUUUUUCAUAUGGAAAACUACGAAAAGUGUGUGGAUAAGCAAGAAAAUAUUUAUUGUAAUGUGAACAUGGAAAUAAUACCUUCUACUGGAGAUAUAUCUACGUGGAAACAUUUUGAGGGCAUGUUACAUCAAAAUUUGAACUAUAACAGAUCAAAAAUUCAUAGGGGUGUAUGUAUACCGUCACAUUUGACAGAUUUCGAUACUAAGAAACGCAAUAUUGAAGAAAAAAUUUCUAAAGAAAUGAAACACUAUAAAAUAAAUUGCACUGUUUUGAGCUUAUCUUGCAAAGAUGAAAAUGUAUUUAUUAUAACUUGGAAAGACUUAUUUCUUAUGGUUUUUGCGGGUUAUUUGGCAUUAGUAAUGUAUGCAACAUUGUUAGACAAUUUUAAAGAAAAAUAUCAUAAAGAUCCAUGGUUCCAUUAUCUAUCUUUGACCAGAAACUUUCGACUGAUUACUAGUGAUAAGAAUCCCGAUUACCAGAAAUUAAAAUCUAUUCAAGGUUUUCGCACACUCUAUACAUGUUUAGUUAUAGUAUGUCAUACAUUUAUGUCAUGGGGAAAUUUUUACAUAAAUAACACCACCAAGAUGGAAGAGUUAUACAGUAUGAUGAUCUUUCGUUUAGUAUUAAUAUUAUUCGUAUUGAUCGUGCAAGCCUUUUUUGUUAUAUCCUCGUGGCUUUUAACCAAUCAUAUCCUGGAAAUGUAUAAGAAAAAUGGAAAAUUCACUCUCAAAGAUGCGGCAGUGCUGUUCGUCAACAGGAUAGCCAGGUUUUGGCCUUCGUUGAUUGUUAUGAUUCUAACACUUAUCAUUACGUCAAGUUACUGUAACGGCGCGUUGACAUUUGAGGUGGUCAACAUCAUCAACAAUUCCUGUUCGAAUAAUUGGUGGGCAACAAUUUUCCAAGUAACAAAUUUGUUAGAGACUGAUCAAGUGUGUAAUAUUGGUAUGUGGUCAUUAUCCUUAGAUACCCAGUACUAUUUGAUUAACUUGGCAAUACUGUAUAUCUCAAUAAAUUAUAAAUGGAGUCUGCCAAAAAUCGUAGUUACUCUCUUUUUUGGCCUCUAUGCAGUUAAUUCCUGGAUAUUCUAUAAUAAUAAUUACCCAACAUUGUACUGGAUCAACCUAGAGAACACAAAAAGAUCCGUAUUUUUUUCUAACAAAGACUUGAACUAUACUUAUUUUGGAUUCUUAAUAAACUGGGGUUCAAGUUUGGUUGGUGUCAUUUUUGGCUAUCUAUAUUUUACAAGAAAACAGCAGCCAAAAAUAAAGAUCUGGGAAAAAUCAUUUGAAUUUUUUUUCUAUGCUCUGCCAGUAUUAGUUUAUGUUUUGAGUUACCCAGAAGCAUCUAGGUUGUUAUCUGCUAUUUUGGGACCCUUAAUGAAAUCUUUAUAUGGACUAGGAGUAGCUAGUGGUAUAUACGGAAUGUCCCGAAACAUUAUACAGGGAUGGCCAAAAAAAUUUUUUGAAAACAAGUAUGUUGUUUUGUUAGGAAAUUUUACUUUUUCCACAUACAUUUUCCAUUUUGGUGUUGUUUUUAUGAAAAAUUCUCGACUGAGUGGCCUUAUCGAUAUUAAUGAGUUCACUGUAGCAAAAUCGCUACUUUUUGACCUGAUAGUGUCCUUUACAAUUGGAAUAUGUUCAGCGUUGGUUAUAGAACAGCCAGGAAUUAAUAUGAAGAAGUUCUUUUUACCUCAAUUAGCAAAAAAUGUAAAGAAGCUUACGAACAGUGAUAAUAAAAUCAAAUAAAUAAAUCAUUAUAAUUAUUAUUUAA
This is a messenger RNA of Sitophilus oryzae (rice weevil), 2081 nucleotides long. RefSeq lists its product as uncharacterized. The coding region runs from base 224 to 2056 and encodes 610 amino acids. Lineage: Eukaryota; Metazoa; Arthropoda; Insecta; Coleoptera; Curculionidae. The transcript is spliced from 11 exons. The record is from RefSeq and is a predicted model, not a curated record. Gene Ontology annotation, molecular function: acyltransferase activity, transferring groups other than amino-acyl groups.